Molecule: messenger RNA, 2401 nt
Organism: Bolinopsis microptera
Lineage: Eukaryota; Metazoa; Ctenophora; Tentaculata; Lobata; Bolinopsidae
Product: protein FAM81B-like
Exons: 8
Coding region: 199-1350 (383 amino acids)
Source: RefSeq, a predicted model, not a curated record
GUACAUCAAGUACAUGGAUCAAUUGUUUAGCAAAUAGGUUCCUCAAAACCCCGCGCUUUUUAAAACUCGAUAGUUCAGUUGCAUGCAGUAGUUCGUUACGAAUUAGAAAGGCACUCAGCUGUCGCGUCGUGAAUAAACUUUGUAUCGUUUCAUUUUACGGUCAUUCUUCACUGUCUUAAAACUGUCAGCAGAGAUCAAAUGACCAGUUCCGAUAGUCCUAGAUACAUAUCUAGAUAUCUGGACAAUUAUUCAGGCGUCUCUGCUAGAAGUUUAAUCCGGACUCCGCCUCUUAGUGAUUCACAGAGUCUACUCGAUCAAGAUGGAAAUAUCCGAUCAGCGAAGAAAAGUCUCAAACUUGAAUCUGAUGCAGGGUCCGGUGACGAACAAGAAAGUGUGAUGUCUUCCAGCAAACAACUACCAUCCAAGAAUUAUGACACCGAUAAGAUUGGAUUUGAAGCAAGUCUCUCUGCUAAAGAGGAUAUUCUUGAUAAGAUUGGGAGUAGUCCAAUAAAAAACAAGAACCUAUCUUUGCUUCAUGAUCACAUAAAGGACAUGACGAGUAUUGUGAGGCGGUUAUCACGGGACAUGGAGAGAUGUGAGGGUGCUGUUUCCAGCAACACUGCCGCUAUUAACACACUCUCAGCUAGACUCGCUACUCUGGAGGGUGGUAGUGCUGUUAACGCUAAUAUGGACACUAGGAUAAACAGGUGCGAUGUUGGAAUAACAGAGCUAGUGAGGGAAGUAAAGGAAUGCAACAGAAAUAUCAACAAAGUAAAACAAGUAACGGAGGCUCAUACAAGUGUACUGACAGAGAGGAACAGAACACAGGACAGUAAAGUGCUGGAUUUGGAGCAGGUUAUAGGCAAAUUGGAGUCGGAACAGAGUCGUCAAAUCGCCAAUCUUAGAGACCAAACCAAAGAGCUUGGAACCGUGUCCGUAUCUUUAGAGCGUGGAGUCACAAAAGAUAUGUCUCAACUAAGGGAAGCUUGUCUCAAUCGAGUUGAUCGCCGAAUCGAAGACUUGGAAGAGAGAUGUACGUCGCAGUUCGGAACAAGAGACCAACGGAUCGACGAAAUAAAUGAAUCUCUGGCCAGUGCAGUCGAACAGAUCAAUCGAGAAGUAGAGAAAUUGAAAGAAAAACAAACCAGCACUGGGAAACAAGUGACACAGAAUGAAACAGAUGGAUCUAAAACUAUCUCCAGACUGCGCGGUGAAUGUAUGAGUGGUUUCAAGACACUACAAGAAAGCAUUGAUACCAUGCACAGUAUUCUCGACAGUAAGAUAGAGCUGGUGGAGGACGAGGUCAGAUCGGAGAUAAGGAAAGCUAUGAAAACUGUUGUUUUGACCUAGUUUAUAAAGAAUGGGGACUUUGAACCGAAGCUUUUUGUCAACUGUUGUUGGACUAUUAGGACAAGAUGGAUAAUGGAUAUGGAAUUUCAGGAUCAUUACAGUGUUUUCAAGAUUUGAAGUUUCUUUAAGGAGAGGAUCUAUUUUUACGCACUAAAUUUAAUUAAUAAUUUUAACUCAAGUUUUAAAUUUGGGUAAUUUUUGAGAAUAUGAUGUCAGACCUCUAACAAAGAUGGCAGUUGAUCGUAAUUCCGUUCUAAAAUUGCAUUGUGCUUAUUAACUAACUAUAACGGCUUAAUGAAGACCUCCGCAUUCAAUACUCGAUAAUAAUUUAAUAUUACAAUAGUUUUGAGUCUGUAAUUUAAGAAAUUGAGAUGUCGCUCGAACAGUUAAUAUUAAUGGUACGUCAAAAUCAAAUUAUCAAUAUGCUCAGUAUAGUAGUCCGUGCUAAUCACAGGGCUAAUUAAACAGAAAUAAUAAGUACUUUGAUCUUGUGAAGAAAUAUUAUAUAUGCUCUUUAAAAAAAACCAAUUUGAUGCCAACUCUACGCUUAUUGGGUGCCCUGUUAACUGUGUGGAAACUAGGCUCAAUUCGGUUCGGUCAUCUUCAGAGUUCAGACGUAUUAUUAACAAUUUUAAUUUCCAUCGUUUUAAAAUAUAUUGUAUUUCAAAAUCUUAAAUAUUAUUCAAUCCAGCAGCUUUAGCUGAUUAACAUGACCAUGUAUACUAAAUAUUAUGUAGCUUAUAGUCAAUUUGAAUAGUUACACUGUAUGAUAUGUAUAAAGAUAUUUAUUUCUCGUUAUUCCCAAUUAUUGUUAUACAUUAUUAUACUCUAGUAAAUCUUAUGUGGUGAUUACUGGGGUCCCCAGGUAAAUGUGGUAAAUUAUGUCAUAAUUUUGAGGAGAAAACCCCGGUUUUAUAUUAAUUUUGGACCUAAAUGGAUACAUUGUUAGAUGAAAAGUACAAUAUAGGAUAACUACUGUACAGCAUACUGAUACAGUGUACACUUUUCAAUAAGUUACAAAGAAUUACAGCGAAACCUGUCAAUUACAACA